AUGGAUCCGUGGGCUGUCCAGUUUGGGAAUAUUAGCAAAAUAAGUCCUUUUGAGGGCCCACAGUACCAUAUUGCCCCCAAGUGGGCUUUCUACCUGCAGGCAGCUUUCAUGGGCUUUGUAUUUUUCGCAGGAACACCUCUCAACGCAAUCGUCCUUUUUGUCACCAUGAAAUACAAGAAACUCAGACAGCCGCUCAAUUACAUCUUGGUUAAUAUCUCCGUAGCCGGCUUUAUUUUUGUCACAUUUUCCGUCAGCCAAGUAUUUGUCUGCGCUCUAAGUGGUUAUUUCUUUCUUGGACAUACGAUGUGUGCAAUGGAGUCGGCAAUGGGAUCAAUUGCAGGGCUGGUGACAGGAUGGUCCCUUGCUGUUUUGUCUUUUGAAAGAUACGUGGUCAUCUGCAAACCCUUCGGCACUUUUAAAUUUGGACAAAGCCAGGCCCUUGGAGCAGUAGCCAUCACCUGGUUCAUCGGGGUUGGCUGUGCCACUCCUCCGUUCUGGGGAUGGAGCAGAUACAUCCCUGAGGGUCUCGGCACCUCCUGUGGACCUGACUGGUACACUAAAAGUGUGGAGCACAACUCCGAGAGCUACACUUAUUUUCUCCUGGUCACCUGCUUUAUCAUGCCGAUGACCAUCAUCAUCUUCUCAUACUCUCAGCUUUUGGGAGCCUUGCGGGCUGUCGCAGCUCAGCAAGCCGAGUCGGCUUCCACCCAGAAGGCAGAGAAGGAAGUGUCAAGAAUGGUUGUCGUGAUGGUGGGCUCUUUCGUGCUGUGCUAUGGCCCUUACGCCCUCACUGCUUUGUGGUUUGCAUAUGCAGAGGACUCGAACAAGGAUUACCGUCUGGUGGCUAUCCCUGCUUUGUUCUCAAAGAGCUCCUGCGUUUACAAUCCCCUAAUCUACGCCUUUAUGAAUAAACAGUUUAAUGCCUGCAUCAUGGAAACUGUAUUCGGCAAAAAGAUCGAAGAAGGCUCUGAGGUUUCCAGCAAGACCGAAACCUCAUCUGUCUCUCCAUAAAUUCUCAAACACAUCAUUCAUUUUUGGACCUCUUUUCCUAUCCCCUCCACGUAAUAUUGCAAAUUUUGUACUGUGACACUAUCAAAGGCCAAAGGAUGCCAACAAGUCCCUUGCCACAAAGUCACAGCCCGCCAUCCGUUCUGAAACUCCAAAUACGUCUACUUGUAUAUUUAUUGUAUAUUACAUUAUGCCAUGGUAAAUCACAACAUUAUGCAUUGGUAAGGUAGAAUUCUUAAUUUUUAACCUGCAAAAGAAAAUCUAAAAAAAUAAAUGUUAUCCAUUAUGUGAAUGGAGUUUACUACAGUAUUGAUAGUUGUCUAUUUUUAGAAUCAAUAAAAAUUGUUUGAUGCAUUCUUCCUCUGCCU
Molecule: messenger RNA, 1376 nt
Organism: Triplophysa dalaica
Lineage: Eukaryota; Metazoa; Chordata; Actinopteri; Cypriniformes; Nemacheilidae
Gene: opn1sw1
Product: opsin 1 (cone pigments), short-wave-sensitive 1
Exons: 5
Coding region: 1-1011 (336 amino acids)
Biological process (GO): phototransduction; G protein-coupled receptor signaling pathway; visual perception
Cellular component (GO): membrane; photoreceptor outer segment
Molecular function (GO): G protein-coupled receptor activity
Source: RefSeq, a predicted model, not a curated record